AUGAUCUACGCCAUCAUCAUCUUCAUUUUCAUCAUUUUUCUUAUCGCUACCAUCACCUACAUCACCUACUUAAUGUGGAAUUUCUAUGUUGUUGCCCCUCCCCUUCAGCCCGAACAUAAUGUAGAUACUGAGAUCAACAAUGCUACCUUUAGUACCCGGCCUACGCUCACCUAUGCUGAAGCCAAGAGUCGGGAUUCGCGAGCGGUCAACUCCAUUUGCUACUCUAUUUGUCUUGUCGACUAUGAGGAGGACGCGAUAGAGGAUAAGGCAUUGAGGCUUCUGUCAGAGUGUGGACAUUUAUUUAAUGCAACAUGUGUGGAUCUAUGUCUAUGGUGGCAACAGACUUGUUCAGUGUGCCGGUCGUUCGUGGUGAAUCAAGACAUGCAAACAUCUUUGGCAGAGGUAAUUCCACUUGAGAUUGAACAAGCUUAA
Messenger RNA from Dendrobium catenatum, 432 nucleotides. RefSeq names its product RING-H2 finger protein ATL70-like. The coding region runs from base 1 to 432 and encodes 143 amino acids. The record is from RefSeq and is a predicted model, not a curated record. Lineage: Eukaryota; Viridiplantae; Streptophyta; Magnoliopsida; Asparagales; Orchidaceae. The transcript has a single exon.